AUGAACGGUGGCACUUCUAGCAAGAGACGAGUAGAAGCCCCGGCAGAGGGACAGAGCAGCGGCAUCGGCAAGAGGCAGAAUAUCAGCAUGGGGAUGGACACCCUCGACUGCCCCGUCUGCUUUCAUACGCUCGGACCUCCUAUAUACCAGAAAGAAGAGCACGAGAAGGCAUGCCCGCGCGCCCCAUGUUUCUGCCCGGCGUCCAGCUGCAGCUUUGCUGGGGCAAUAGACGCCCUCCUUGAACAUUCCGCCUCCGAGCACAAGUGGCCGUGUACAACCAUCAAGUACUCCGAAGAUGUUGAGCUCUGCCUAGAACCAGGUCUACAUUUUCUUCGUACCAAAGACAGAGAAAUUUUCCUGCUCAACGUGGCACUAGAGCUGUACGGGCAUGCCAUCUCUGUCGUCUGCAUCCAACCUAAAGCUAUAAACUCCAAGUUCAAGUGUAGGAUGUCCUAUGGUUCCUUUUUGAACGACUAUUACCAGAGAUCAGUUUACGAGAUACGAAGCUCAUCGUUAUUUGAUGGGCUACCAAAGGGAUACAACUUAAUUCUGCCCAAGGAUGAGAUAACUGAUGAUGGAAAGGGUACCUUGCUUACGUUCUUCAUUGAUGAUCCUAAUCCUAAAGUAAAGGUGCGUGAACCCAUACGUCUGAAACCAGUACGCGGUGUAUGA
Molecule: messenger RNA, 672 nt
Organism: Triticum turgidum subsp. durum (durum wheat)
Lineage: Eukaryota; Viridiplantae; Streptophyta; Magnoliopsida; Poales; Poaceae
Source: the annotation of a GenBank genome assembly